Colossoma macropomum (tambaqui) is the source of this 1968-nucleotide messenger RNA. RefSeq names its product mitochondrial fission regulator 1-like (gene mtfr1l). The transcript is spliced from 8 exons. Gene Ontology annotation, biological process: mitochondrial fission; aerobic respiration. Lineage: Eukaryota; Metazoa; Chordata; Actinopteri; Characiformes; Serrasalmidae. Bases 223 to 1140 code for a protein of 305 amino acids. Gene Ontology annotation, cellular component: mitochondrion. The record is from RefSeq and is a predicted model, not a curated record.
CGCCUCUUGGCUAACAGGCUAACGCAGCAUCUGGGUAGUGUUUGGUGCUCUGCAUCGCGUCGGAACAGAGAAAACAGAAACAUCUGUACAGAUGUGUGGUGAUCUUACUGCUGUAGACUGAAGAAUCCCACCCACGCUGCUCACCCAUCAUGUCCUGUGUCCUGCAGUAAUCACCUUUCGGCAAUACAGUGUGCUGCAUCAUUUUUAACUGCUUCCAAUAAGAUGGAAACAGAAGCGGCAGUUAUCCCCAUUUGGCAGAACAAACCCCAUGGCGCAACCCGAAGUGUGGUGCGGCGAAUCGGCUCCACACUGCCACUGAAACCUUGUCCUAGAGCAUGUUUCCAGGAACUGCCAGGUCUUUCUCCGCUGCGGCACAUGGACGGCCCGAUGGUGCCCACACUGGCCGACAUCGCCUGGAUUGCGGCUGAUGAGGAGGAGACCUUUGCAAGAGUGAGGAGCGACACACGUCCCUUCAGGCAGGAGUGGAGGCCGACUCCCCUGCUGGUGCUCCACAGAAACUCAUCAGUGCCCAACUUCAGGCGUGAGGGCAAACGGAUGGAGGGUCUGAGGAAGCCGGGUGUGACCGCGCUAAACCGCACCACUGCCCUGCAGGACGAGCUCAGCCGACUGCGGGCUCAGAUCGCCAAGAUCGUGGCCGGCGAGUCAGACUCAAACCCCAUCACCCCUGACCUGCUCUCUCCUGAUGACACCAGCAUGGGUUUCUCCAUGGCUCCUUUUGAGACAGCCAUGUACCAGCCGGUCGCCUCGGCCUCCUUCGUCAUUAGCGACGUCACUGAGGAGGACGAGGGGGAGGAAGAUGAAGACGAUGAGGCGGAGGUGUCAGAGCUGGCACCAGACCCCAUGCCGCCGGUCUCCAUGACUGCGUCUGCAACCUUUGAUCUUGAUCGCCCUACUAUGGACUUCCAGGAGGCAGAGGAAGAUACAGUCUCACUGUCCAAGUCCACGAGCUUUGCUGACGUCAAGGACAUUCUGAAGGACAUGAACCGCAUGAGGAUGUGCAAGGACAGGUAUUCUCGUGGAUGUACGUCAUUAAGGGAGGAAGACUCUGCAUCAUUGAUAUCUGAAGCUCUGAGGAAGAAGUUCACUCUGAGGGAAGACGACAUUGGUGUGAAGAAGUAGCGUGUCUCCUCUGUCCUCCCUCUUCCUCCAGCUCUCCAUGCCCGUGCCUGUGGAUUGUUGCCAUGGAGACCCCAUAACGCCCCAUCAGCAGCGAUGAAAAUUUUCCCCAGGCAAUCUGCCCAGCCUCCUUCUCCCCCCACCACGAUGCUAUGCUGCAGUGAUGAUACCUGAAGGGGAAGGACAAGCUGUCUUGCGUAGUUCUGCUGACCACCAAAACACUUAAAGAACACACACACACACACACACCGCUCUGUGGCUAAUAGGAGCAGGCAUGUGUGUGUGUGUGUCUGUGGAGUGUGUUGUGGAGAGUUGUGUGUUACAUUUACAGAACUUAUUUUCAUACUGUCAUUCAGACCGUUUACCCAUAAUACAGUGUGGUGUGUUGUUCUUGUUGGAAACCAGUCACUAUGCUAUUUUAUGUGGUUAAUUUGAACAGGAGAUAAAAAAGGAAUUACACAGAUUUUUUACUUUUUUUUGCAUUUCUCACAUUUUUUUCAGUCAGUCCUUCAGAGAGGGUUGAUGUAAAAUGGCUCAUCGUAGAAUUUUUUUUUUUACAGUGGUGGUGAUAGGAACCAGGGGUUGCCAUGUCUACGACACAAUUACAGGCAUUUUACUUACUACCAGUGACCCUAAACAUGUAUUUUGAGUUUUUAUAUGUUGAUAAUGCUAAAAUAGUCGUAAAUCCGUUUUCUUUGUGUACUAUUUUACAAUCCCACAUCCGGCGUGUACCUCUCCACCAUGAAUGGAUUUUAAAAAUACAUUUUAAACCAAAACAUUGUCAAAAACUGUCAUAAAACAAUGUCUUAUACAUCAGGCAGUGUAUUCCUA